GCAACAAACCACGGACCCGGGAACGGCUCCGGUUUUUUGGCGCAACAUACACGGGGUCACUUUAGGGUCUCUUAUAGCUGAUCGUGGAUAAGCGAGCCUUUCCAUCCUGAGCGCAUCAGACAUUUGGCUUGGAUAAAUUCUGUUGCGUGCACUGAUCUCUUGCCAGUGGCCAUGACGCCGGGAUUAAUUUCUCUCAUUAAAACCACGGUAGAACAGGCGGUAUAGUAGUUUAAAUAAGCGGUCAGACACUGCGCUUUUGAGCUACAUGUUCAUUCUAGGAGUGUGUUAUGGGUAUUAAGGUCUGCGUGUACUUCCUGUCCCAACCCCAGGGCAUAAACGGGACCGUACUGCGCGUGUUGAUAAACGACGGACAGCAAGGCACAGAUUAGUUGACGUCCAGGAUUUGUAUACUGUAGCACCUGUUAAACCAGGGAAGAGGACUCUGAGUGUUCCCGGCAGUGUAAUAAUGAUCGCUAUAGCCUGUCUGGUACAUUUAAGGUCUAGAAAUGAGCGAUAACUUCACUCAGCUUGCCAGUAGUGGUUAUGCAGACCAAAUGCGAGAGAUACUGUGAGGUUGAUCCGUUCACGUUACAAUAAAGGUGGCUAUGUGGACUUUCUGUCGCCUGUUCAAGAGAGAUCCGAGGAUUUCGUAUUUUGAAGGACUUGGCUUCCUGAAGCGCAACCCGUAUUGUAGAAUUAUAUCAAUUUUCUGACGAAACUUUGCAGUAGCUUAUAUUUAAUUACAUAAUUGCAAAUUAGUUCCACAUUAAGUUUUAGAAAAAAGAAUGAGAACAGUCUUUUUAAAACAAACAAAAAGGUUUCCAUGGAUAGCAAACGUAACCUUGUACGGAUGUCUGUUUGCUGGCGGGGACCUGGCGCACCAGUGUAUAGCCCAAAGAGAGGAAAUUGACUGGAAUCACACGCGGAAUGUCGCUGUAGUGGCUUUCAGUUUUCACGGCAACUUUAAUUACUUCUGGUUGCGGGGUUUGGAACGACGUUUCCCCGGAAGAUCCGCCAGCAUGCUCCUGCGAAAACUGCUCUUGGAUCAAACGAUCGCAUCCCCGUUAGCGACUAGCGUGUUCUAUACAGGGGUAAGUUUCCUCGAGGGUAAGGAGGACGUUCUCGCAGACUGGAGGGACAAAUUCCUAAACACUUACAAGACUGGACUCAUGUACUGGCCAUUUAUGCAGUUCCUGAACUUCGUGCUGGUUCCGCUGCACCUGCGGACGGUGUUCAUGGGCUGCGGCGCCUCCCUGUGGGCCGCGUUCCUGUGCUUCUCGCGGGAGCGCGGUGACGGCACGGCGGCCGCCGCCAUGGCCUGGCUCCUCUCGCCCCGCGCCAGGCUCCCGCCUCGGGACGAUCGCGAGGAGAAGUGAUGCGGAACAGAAAGUGCAGCAGGUUGUGCCUUUGUCUGUGGAAAGAUGCCUGAAAGCCUUGCUUUGUCCUGUGGAAGCUAAGGUCAUGAACCCUUCCUGCUUUACUCAAAUUUGACUAAUAAAGUCAAGCAGCUGCUGUGAUUUGGUAUAUCCCUGGUUAUACCUACACACUGCAUUUGAAGUCGCUGUUGAUCAGAUUGGUGAAAUGGGGAAAUGACAAAAAAAAACCAACAAAUAUACACUUAAUUCCUUGAUCCUUCUUAAAGGUACAGUAUGUAAGUUUAGACAAAUGAGCAAGUGAGAACUAGAUUUUGAAAAAAAUGAUCCACCACCUCCCAACUCCUCCCCUCAGCUCUCCCUCCAAAGCCUCUCCCUCCAAUAUCUGUCAGGAUGUGAAGGAAAUGUAACCAAAUAUGAACAAAAGUUCUUUUAAAAAAAGAUAUAUUGCUGUUAGACUAAAUUAAGUCAUUUGCUUCUUGCUUAAAGCCACCUGCCUGAAGUCUGUAUCAUUGAUUUAUUUACAGCAUUAUGACCAACAACAGUCAUAACAACAGCAACCAUGACAACCAUAGCCAUAACAAAACCAGACAAUCAUUAUCUUAAUGUCUGUUGAAAGAAAAACAGGAGAGGCUGUUCGUUUUUAUUGACUUCUUGGACAAAGCACGUAUCAAGGGUAUAUUAUAUAGGUGGGUAGUUCAAGGAUGAAAAAAAACUGCUGUCUGUUACUUGAAAUGUUUAUUAAAACACAAUAGGUUGCCAUUGAACCAGGUACCUUAUACACAAACAGACAGUAUAUCAAGUCGCCCAUAGCGGAAUAGAGCAGCACGUUCUGUGUAUUGCUGUUACAUCAGCACUUGUCUCAUAGAAAAGCUUGGUGUUUAAGUGGAGGGCACAUAAUAUAAUUGUAUAAUGUGUAGUUGCGGUCAACCAAUUAGGUUCUGAUGAUACUUUUAUUUAGUCUUUGAGCACUAACCAGAAAGAUACAUAUGGUACAUGGCCAAAUAUGUGUGGAUACCUGACAUCCAUUUUUGUAUGGACCUUGCUGUGUUCCUGGGGGCAUUGUCACACUGAAACAGGAAAGGCCCUUUCCCAAACUGUUGCCACGAAGUUGGAAGCACAGAAUCAGUUAGAAUGUCAGUGCAUUAAGUUUUCCCUUCUCUGGAACUAAGGGGCCUAGCCCAAACAUGAAAAACAGCCCUGAACCAAGUGGUGUCCACAUACAUUUGGUCAUAUAGUGUAUUCAUGAUAUCUAACAAAGUGGCAAAAGAUAAAAAUCAUACCUCAUAAUUGUAGCCCAAAAAUAAUCCUGUUAGAGAACAAUUGCCCGUGCAGACUUUGGUGUGUUCAUUGGAAGUUGCAAGAUCCACAGAAAAGUGGUAAGGAUUAGUGGUGAUCUAUUUAACUCUCUCUGUGUUUUUGUUUGUUCACAUUUUUAGCUUUGUGAAUCUGCCAACAUCUGUACUCGGUGUAUUUUUGUGGAAUAGUCUGUGGAGAAUUUUUAAGUACAAAUUGUAAAAAUUGGUCAGUGGUGACAAUGUUCUGAGUGCAAUUUGGCACAUAUCUCGGUCUGUGUACAGUCAAAUUUGACUGAAGAGGUUAAGCAGCUGGUGUACCUUUGGUUAUACCUAUGCACUGCAUUCGAUGUCACUGUUCAUCAGAUUAGUGAAAUGGGGAAAAAACAAAUGCACUCUUAUAUCCUCAACCCAAGGAUAAGACAUAUUGCAGCUAGACUGAAUAAAGCCUGUUGAUUUUUCUGCG
Molecule: messenger RNA, 3134 nt
Organism: Anguilla anguilla (European eel)
Lineage: Eukaryota; Metazoa; Chordata; Actinopteri; Anguilliformes; Anguillidae
Gene: mpv17l
Product: MPV17 mitochondrial membrane protein like
Exons: 4
Coding region: 786-1376 (196 amino acids)
Cellular component (GO): cytoplasm; membrane
Source: RefSeq, a predicted model, not a curated record